Cordyceps fumosorosea ARSEF 2679 is the source of this 1647-nucleotide messenger RNA. Its product is annotated as SET domain protein. Gene Ontology annotation, molecular function: protein binding. The record is from RefSeq and is a predicted model, not a curated record. The transcript is spliced from 3 exons. The coding region runs from base 1 to 1647 and encodes 548 amino acids. Lineage: Eukaryota; Fungi; Ascomycota; Sordariomycetes; Hypocreales; Cordycipitaceae. Gene Ontology annotation, cellular component: nucleus.
AUGGCAUCCGCCGUCCCCGAUGGCGUGGCCGUGAAGCCUCACAAGACCAAGGGCCGCGCCCUGCACACCACCAAGACCUUCCCCGCCGGCGCCGUCAUCGCCGUCUUCACGCCGCUCCUCCUCCUGCCCUCCGUCUCGCACCUCACCACCGUAUGCUCCUUUUGCCUGCGCGGCGACGGCAAGCCGCGGCCGUGCUCGCGCUGCCGCGCCGCCUACUACUGCGACGCGCGGUGCCAGGCGGCCGCGUGGUCCGGCGGCCAUGAUCUGGAGUGCUCCGCGCUGGUGCGCGCCGUCCCGUCGGCGUCCCGGAAGCGGCGCGAGAUUCCCACGCCGGUGCGCGCUCUAGUGAAGGUGCUGCUGAGCCGCGGGCAGCAGGAGGAGGACCUGGGCAGGCGCAUGGAGGGGCUGGAGGGGCACGUCGCGCGGAGGAGAAGCGAGCCGGGCUGGGCGGACAUGGAGAUGAUGGCGAUGGGAGGCUGCGCAUUUGCAGGGUGGGAGACGAGCGAGGCGUCGGUGCGCCAAGCUGUUGAGAUUCUAUGCAAGCUGCAAACCAAUGCGUUUCAUAGAUUUGACGCCGAUCUAGGGCACGUCGGCAUCUUCCUUGAGCCCACGCUGGCCAUGGCCAACCACUCCUGCAUCCCCAACGCGUUUGUUCAAUUCGUAGGGAGGACCGCCGUCUUACGAGCAGAGUACCGCAUACAAAGCGGCGACGAGAUUGAAAUCUCCUAUAUAGACAACACGAGCUCGCUCGGAAAGCGAAAGGCCGCGCUGGCACCGUACAACUUUGAGUGCCGCUGCCGGCGAUGCACGCAGGACCUGUGCGUUUACCAGGCCAGCGCGCACUACCGCGACUUCCGGCUCAACGACGACAGCAUCCUCGGCGACGGGACCAAGCUACAGACGCACCCCGCCGUCAGCGCGCCGGACCUGCAGGCCACCGCCCGCGCCGCCGGGAACCUGCACUUCCAGCCCCCGCCCGUCGCGCUCCCCGAGCGGCGGGCCGCGCUGGAGCGGCAACUCUCCAGCUGCCGGGCGCUGGUGGCCGCGGGGCUCUGGGCGGUGACGCCACUGCCGCAGACGCUCGCGGAGCUGGCCAUCUACCACGGCGAGGCGGGCGACUACGCGCGCGCGCUGGCGCUGGCAGCGCUGGCGGCGCGCGACUGCGACCCGUACCGCUUCCCGGCGCCGUUCCACCCCUCGCGCGCCAAGAACCUUUUCCUGCUGGCCAAGCUGCUGACCAACACGGCGGCGGACACGGCGCUGGCGGAGGAGCGUGACGGCGGCGGCAAGGCAGUGCAGGUCUCGGCGCGGGCGAUGGAGACGGCAGAGGUCGGGCGGAGGCUGCGCGAGGCCCUCCGGGACGUCGACCAGGUGUCGCUCGCGCAGAUGCUGCUGUUCAUGGUGCUGGACACGGUCGCGUCGGGGCCGCAGCUGGCGGGCUGGGAGCUGGCGCAGCAGGCGCGCGAGGUGCUGGCGGGCAUCGCGGAGCUGGACGGCCGCGACAAGGAGCUCAGCCUGAUUGGUAUGUGGCGCAAGGAUCCAAAUAGCGACAGGGCGCAGGCGUUUUUCGAGUAUGGUGUCGGGCAGCAGGUUGAUAUACUCGCGGAAUUGGGCCGGGAUGUGCUCAAGGAGGAUCAUGGGCUGUAG